This is a messenger RNA of Lemur catta (Ring-tailed lemur), 2886 nucleotides long. It is a transcript of the gene TP63, whose product is annotated as tumor protein p63. Gene Ontology annotation, cellular component: nucleus. Gene Ontology annotation, molecular function: protein binding; DNA-binding transcription factor activity, RNA polymerase II-specific; RNA polymerase II cis-regulatory region sequence-specific DNA binding. The record is from RefSeq and is a predicted model, not a curated record. The transcript has 11 exons. Bases 129 to 1592 code for a protein of 487 amino acids. Gene Ontology annotation, biological process: protein tetramerization; apoptotic process; regulation of transcription by RNA polymerase II. Lineage: Eukaryota; Metazoa; Chordata; Mammalia; Primates; Lemuridae.
CUAUGUCUGAUAGCAUUUGACCCUAUUGCUUUUAGCCUCCUGGCUUCUUUAUCUAUAUAUACACAGGUAUAUGUGUAUAUUUUAUAUAAUUGUUCUCCAUUUGUUGAUAUCAAAGAGAGUUGAAGGCAAUGAAUUUUGAAACUUCACGGUGUGCCACCCUACAGUACUGCCCUGACCCUUACAUCCAGCGUUUCGUAGAAACCCCAGCUCAUUUCUCUUGGAAAGAAAGUUAUUACCGAUCCACCAUGUCUCAGAGCACACAGACAAGUGAAUUCCUCAGUCCUGAGGUUUUCCAGCAUAUCUGGGAUUUUCUGGAACAGCCUAUAUGUUCAGUUCAGCCCAUUGACUUGAACUUUGUGGACGAACCAUCAGAAAAUGGUGCAACAAACAAGAUUGAGAUUAGCAUGGACUGUAUCCGCAUGCAGGACUCGGACCUCAGUGACCCCAUGUGGCCACAGUACACGAACCUGGGGCUCCUGAACAGCAUGGACCAGCAGAUCCAGAACGGCUCUUCGUCCACCAGCCCCUACAACACAGACCACGCGCAGAACAGUGUCACGGCGCCCUCGCCCUAUGCGCAGCCCAGCUCCACCUUUGAUGCCCUCUCGCCGUCGCCCGCCAUCCCCUCCAACACCGACUACCCGGGCCCACACAGCUUCGACGUGUCCUUCCAGCAGUCGAGCACCGCCAAGUCGGCCACCUGGACGUAUUCUACUGAACUGAAGAAGCUGUACUGCCAAAUUGCAAAGACAUGCCCCAUCCAGAUCAAGGUGAUGACCCCACCUCCUCAGGGCGCCGUUAUCCGCGCCAUGCCCGUCUACAAGAAAGCUGAGCACGUCACCGAGGUGGUAAAACGUUGCCCCAACCAUGAGCUGAGCCGUGAAUUCAAUGAGGGACAGAUUGCCCCUCCUAGUCAUUUGAUUCGAGUAGAAGGGAACAGCCAUGCCCAAUACGUGGAAGACCCCAUCACAGGAAGACAGAGUGUGCUGGUACCUUAUGAGCCACCCCAGGUUGGCACUGAAUUCACGACAGUCUUGUACAAUUUCAUGUGUAACAGCAGUUGUGUUGGAGGGAUGAACCGCCGUCCAAUUUUAAUCAUUGUUACUCUGGAAACCAGAGAUGGGCAAGUCCUGGGCCGACGCUGCUUUGAGGCCCGGAUCUGUGCUUGCCCAGGAAGAGACAGGAAGGCAGAUGAAGACAGUAUCAGAAAGCAGCAAGUUUCGGAUAGCACAAAGAACGGUGAUGGUACGAAGCGCCCUUUUCGUCAGAACACACAUGGUAUCCAGAUGACUUCCAUCAAGAAACGAAGAUCCCCAGAUGAUGAACUGUUAUACUUACCAGUGAGAGGCCGUGAGACUUAUGAAAUGCUAUUGAAGAUCAAAGAAUCCCUGGAACUCAUGCAGUACCUUCCUCAGCACACAAUCGAAACAUACAGGCAACAGCAGCAGCAGCAGCACCAGCACUUACUUCAGAAACAUCUCCUUUCAGCCUGCUUCAGGAAUGAGCUUGUGGAGCCCCGGAGAGAAACUCCAAAACAGUCUGACGUCUUCUUUAGACAUUCCAACCCCCCAAACCGAUCAGUGUACCCAUAGAUCCCCAUCUCUGUAUUUUAAGCCUGUGUGUUUGUUAUGUUUCCAUGUGUGUAUGUGUGCGUAUGUAUGUGUGUGUAUGUGUGUGUGUAUCCAGCCCUCAUAAACAGGAUUUGAAGACACUUUGGCUCUGAGACCCAACUGCUCAAAGGCACACAGCCACUAGUGAGAAAAUCUUUUGAAGGGACUCAAAACUUUACAAGAAAGGACGUUUUCUGCAGAUUUUGUAUCCUUAGAUCAGGAAACACUGUGUUCGUCUGUGAGCUUUUUGUUGUUUCCUGGGAGGGAGGAGGUCAGGUGGGGAAAGGGGCAUUAAGAUGUUUAUUUAGAACCCUUUUCUGUUUUCUUCUGUUGUGUUUCUAAAACUCAUAAAGAAGCUUUUGAGCAGGUCUCAAACUUAAGAUGUCUUUUUAAGAAAAGAAGAAAAAAGUUGUUGUCGUCUGUACAUAAGUAAAUUAGAGGUGACUGAGAGACCCAGUGGGGCCCUUUGAAUGCUGGUCAUGCAGUAAUGUUGCUAAUAUUAACAAACGAAGAUGUCAGGUGUACUGCUGAGCAGAGAGGUGAGGUGAUUAUUAACACCAAUUUUGGGGGGUGAGGUAUUCUUCUCUUCUUUUUGGGGACUUGCAUAAUUAAAGUCCUCUCCUCACAUGUAGGUAGAAAAUUCAUUAAUGCCAUGUCAGAUCAUAUCUUUUCCACCAUACGUCAGCUCUGAUAUGAUCCAGUUUUCUUUGCAUAUGAAACCCUGGAGACCUACCACCAAAACUGUUGUUUACACCCCAUGGCAGUUAAACUUAUUUCAUAGUUUUAAUAGAAAGAUAAAACCACCCCAAGAAUACUUCCCCAGGCAGUUGUUUACUGUUAUUCAGUGCCCAACAUGAAGUUCAAAGUCCCAUCACCAAAUCUAUGAUUAAUUUGUUUAAUUAGAGCUCCUAGUCCUCAAUCCUACCUACCAUAAAACCAGCCACAUGACUGACACCGUUCAAAUGCAUUUAUUCAGGAGGUUUAUGUUUUGAUUGAGACCCAAGCAGACACGUGUUAAAAUCAAUACUCCUGGCCUAGAAAUUAUAGAGUAGAUAACUCAAAGAGUUUAGAAAAUCUCUAUUUCAUUUUAAAAAUGUACUUUAAAAUAAUAGCAUACAGACUUUAAAAAUCUAUCCUGUCUCCCCAUCUCCCCACACCUAAUCACCAGUGCUGUAUUUUCUAUGUCCCCACAAUGAUUUCUUGUUAUUGAGGCUGUUGCUUUAUGAAAGUGUGAUUUCAAUUUUAAAUAAACUUUUGCAUCUUGGUUUAUCUUGCA